CAAUGAGUGUCAGUUACAGGGAGUAUGCCCUAAUGGUGAGUGCUUGAAUACCAUGGGUAGCUACAGAUGUACCUGCAAGAUGGGAUUUGUGCCAGAUCCUACCCUCUCAAGAUGCAUACCUGAUAAUCCUAUAGUUGCUGAAGAGAAAGGACCCUGCUACCGGUUUGUCAGUGCAGGAAAGCAGUGCAUGCAUCCUCUUUCUGUUCAGCUCAGCAAGCAGCUUUGCUGUUGCAGUGUCGGCAAAGCCUGGGGCCCACACUGCGAGAAGUGUCCGCUUCCAGGAACAGCUGCUUUUAAGGAAAUCUGCCCUGGUGGAAUGGGUUAUACGGUUUCUGGCCCUCACAGAAACAAGCUAUAUCAUCACCCUGCAGUUAGAGUACAGCCACCUGUCAUUGGCAAGACCCCGAUUACUCAACCUGUUGCUAAAGGUACUUCUCCUCCACCUCUCCCAGCAAAGGAAGAGCCAGUGGAGGCACUGACCUUCUCACAGAAAAGUGAGACUGAGAUGGCUGUGCAAGAAGUGGCAACUGCAGCCCCUGAUCAGGAAUUAGCUUCCCUUGAUCAAGAAAAGCAGCCUUAUCUAGAGCCUGGGCAGCCUCAGCUUUCUCCUGGAAUUUCAACGAUUAACCUGCAUCCACAGUUUCCAGUAGUGAUUGAGAAAACAUCUCCUCCUCUGCCUGUUGAAGUUGCUCCUGAAGUCUCUACAUCAAGUGCAAGUCAAGUAAUUGCACCUACUCAAGUUACAGAAAUCAACGAAUGUACAGUUAAUCCUGAUAUCUGUGGAGCAGGACACUGUGUUAAUUUGCCUGUGGGAUACACUUGCAUCUGCUACGAGGGGUACAAACUUAACGAUCAGCAGACAAAGUGCUCUGAUAUUAAUGAGUGUAAUCAGUCACCCCAUCUCUGUUCCCUUGGACGCUGUGAAAAUACAGAAGGAAGUUUCCUGUGUAUUUGCCAAGCUGGAUUCAUGGCCAGUGAAGAUGGAACCGACUGUGUUGAUUUCGAUGAAUGUUCAAGACCUCAUACUUGUGGGGAAGGCUUUUGUAUAAAUACUCUUGGCUCCUUCAGAUGUGAAUAUUGUGAUAGUGGAUACCAAAUGAACAGGAGGGGUGAAUGUGAAGACAUUGAUGAAUGCCUGACUCCACCUACAUGUCCAGAUGCACAGUGCGUUAAUGCUCCUGGCUCUUACCAAUGCAUCCCUUGCAGAGUGGGAUUCAGAGGCUGGAAUGGACAGUGCCAUGAUAUAGAUGAAUGUCAGUAUGGCAAUCUCUGUACAAAUGGACGUUGUGAAAAUAUGGAGGGGUCUUUCAGAUGUAUUUGUGGCCAAGGUUUCAGACUCUCUACAUCAGAGGAUCAGUGUGAAGAUAUAGAUGAAUGCCAGCACAGAUCACUCUGUACAAAUGGACGCUGCAGGAACACAGAAGGAUCUUUCAGAUGUAUUUGUAGCCAAGGCUACACAUUAUCAUCUACUGGAGAUCAAUGUGAAGAUGUUGAUGAAUGUCUUCGAGACAGUGAUACUUGCCUUGGAGGAAACUGCAUCAAUACUGAUGGGUCUUACAAAUGCACUUGUCCAGAUGGUUUCCAGCAGAUAGCAAAUAGGGGAUGUCAAGAUAUCAAUGAAUGUGAGAGAUCUGACCUCUGUUCCCCUCACGGGGAGUGUCUAAACACGGAUGGUUCCUACCAGUGCAUAUGUGAGCGAGGUUUUUCUGUGUCUGCAGAUGGCCGAACAUGUGAAGAUGUUGAUGAAUGUGCAAACGGCACAAUAUGUGGCAGUCACGGGUUCUGUGAAAAUAUGGAUGGCUCCUACCGCUGCCUCUGUUACCAAGGGUAUCAGGACUCACAGGAUGGGCGAGGGUGUACGGAUGUGAAUGAAUGUGAAAUGCUGAGUGGAGUAUGUGGCGAAGCCCUCUGUGAAAAUGUUGAUGGUUCUUUUCUGUGCCUGUGCUCUGAUGAAAACCAGGAGUAUGAUCCAAUGACCGGACAGUGUCGCUUCCGUACCUCACCAGAAUUACCCAUAGAGGCUGAUCAACAUGAAGAUGGAAAGAAGGAGUGCUACUACAAUCUGAACGAUGCCAAUUUCUGUGACAAUGUGCUUACGUCCAAUGUAACCAAACAAGAAUGCUGCUGUACCUUGGGUGCUGGCUGGGGCGAUAACUGUGAAAUCUUCCCAUGCCCUGUCUUUGGAACUGCUGAAUUUACUGAUUUGUGUCCUGAAGGAAAAGGUUUCAUUCCCUCUGGAGAUUCAUCUUACGGGCUUCUUGCUCAGAAUUACAAAGAUGCUGAUGAAUGCCAACUCUUUGGACAAGAAAUCUGUAAAAAUGGCUUCUGUUUGAAUACACAGCCAGGUUACGAGUGCUACUGCAAACAAGGCACAUACUACGACCCUGUUAAGCUCCAGUGCUUUGACACGGAUGAAUGUCAGGACCCAAACAGCUGUAUUGAUGGCCAGUGCAUUAACACAGAAGGAUCUUACAACUGUUUCUGUACACACCCAAUGGUUCUGGACGCAACAGAAAAGCGAUGCAUCAGACCAGCAGAUUCAAGUGAACAAACUGAAGAAACUGAGGUCUACCAGGAUCUUUGCUGGCAGCAUCUAAGUGAUGAUUUUGUUUGUAGUCGACCUCUGGUUGGAAAGCAAACUACAUAUACCGAGUGCUGUUGCCUAUACGGUGAAGCUUGGGGCAUGCAGUGCGCACUGUGUCCUAUGAAGGAGUCAGAGGAUUAUGCCCAGCUGUGCAACAUUCCAGUUCCAGGAUCUCGACGGCCAUAUGGACAAGAUGCUUUGGUUGACUUUGAGGAGCAUUACACUCCAGAAACUAAUCCAUACUUUGUCGAAGAUCGUUUUCUGAACAGCUUUGAGGAGUUACAAGCAGAGGAAUGUGGUAUUCUGAAUGGAUGUGAAAAUGGCCGAUGUGUAAGAGUCCAGGAAGGCUACACCUGUGACUGCUUUGAUGGUUAUCACCUGGACAUGGCCAAAAUGACUUGUGUUG
Molecule: messenger RNA, 2990 nt
Organism: Antrostomus carolinensis (chuck-will's-widow)
Lineage: Eukaryota; Metazoa; Chordata; Aves; Caprimulgiformes; Caprimulgidae
Gene: LTBP1
Product: latent transforming growth factor beta binding protein 1
Exons: 23
Molecular function (GO): calcium ion binding
Source: RefSeq, a predicted model, not a curated record